Molecule: messenger RNA, 2303 nt
Organism: Lepus europaeus (European hare)
Lineage: Eukaryota; Metazoa; Chordata; Mammalia; Lagomorpha; Leporidae
Gene: ADPGK
Product: ADP dependent glucokinase
Exons: 7
Coding region: 27-1520 (497 amino acids)
Biological process (GO): glucose metabolic process
Cellular component (GO): endoplasmic reticulum
Molecular function (GO): ADP-specific glucokinase activity
Source: RefSeq, a predicted model, not a curated record
CGGGAGCCCGGAACGUGGCGGUACCCAUGGCGCUGUGGCGCGGCUCCGCGUACGCGGGCUUUCUGGCGCUGGCGGUCGGCUGCGUCUUCCUGCUGGAGCCCGAGCUGCCGGGGUCGGCGCUGCGCUCGCUCUGGAGCUCGCUGCGACUGGGCCCGGCGCCGGCGGCCCUGGGACCCGCCUCCCCCGAGAGCCGGCUGGCGGCCGCCUGGGACGCGCUCAUCGUGCAGCCGGCCCGGCGCUGGCGCCGCGUGGCCGUGGGGGUCAACGCAUGCGUCGAUGUGGUGCUCUCGGGGGUGCGGCUCCUGCAGGCACUUGGUCUGAGCCCCGGGCCUGGCAGAGAUCACGCUGUCCUGCAUUCACGGAAUGAUCUGGAAGAAGCCUUCGUGCACUUCAUGGGGAGGGGAGCGGCUGCCGAGCGCUUCUUCAGCGACAAGGAGGCCUUUCAGGACAUCGCCCGGGUGGCCUCGGCGCUCCCGGCAGCCCAGCACUACGUCGGAGGGAAUGCCGCUCUAAUUGGACAGAAAUUUGCAGCCAACACAGAUUUAAAGGUCCUUCUCUGUGGUCCGGUUGGUCCCAAGCUGCAUGACCUUCUUGAUGACAAUGUGUUUGUCCCUCCAGAGUCACUGCAGGAAGUGGAUGAGUUCCACCUCAUCUUAGAGUAUCAAGCAGGGGAGGAGUGGGGCCAGUUAAAAGCCCCCCACGCCAACCGGUUCAUCUUCUCCCACGACCUGUCCAACGGGGCCAUGAACGCGCUGGAGGUGUUUGUGUCUAGCCUGGAGGAGUUCCAGCCCGACCUGGUGGUCCUCUCGGGACUGCACAUGAUGGAGGGACAGAGCACGGAGCUGCAGAGGAGGAGGCUCUUGGAGGUUGUCACCUCCAUUUCUGACAUCCCCACAGGGGUUCCCGUUCACCUGGAGCUGGCCAGUAUGACCAACAGGGAGCUGAUGAGCAGUAUCGUGCAUCAGCAGGUCUUGCCCGCGGUGGCCUCCCUUGGGCUGAAUGAGCAGGAGCUCUUGUUUCUCAGCCAGUCGGCCUCUGGGCCUCACUCAUCCCUCUCUUCCUGGAACGGUGUUCCUGAUGUGGGCAUGGUCAGUGACAUCCUCUUCUGGAUCUUGAAAGAACAUGGGAGGAGUGAAAGCAGAGCCUCGGACCUCACCCGGAUCCACUUCCACACGCUGGUCUACCACAUCCUGGCAACUGUGGACGGACACUGGGCCAACCAGCUGGCGGCCGUGGCCGCAGGAGCUCGCGUGGCGGCAACUCAGGCCUGUGCCACAGAAACCAUAGAUGCCAGUCGAGUGUCUUUGAGGGCGCCCCAAGAGUUCGUGACUUCCCGUUUGGAGGCAGGCUCCAGGAUUGUGUUAAACCCACGUGAGCCCAUCGUGGCGUGGCACAGGGAGGGGGUGUCCUUCCACUUCACGCCCGUGCUGGUCUGCAAAGACCCCGUCCGCACCGUGGGCCUGGGAGACGCCAUUUCAGCCGAAGGCCUCUUCUAUUCGGAGGUCCACCCCCGCUCCUAGGAGGUUCCUCCAGGGGGCUCUCAGGAAGGAGACCCGGCCGGGGGAGAAUUCCAGGAGGGAAGAGGUUUGGAAGACAGGACUGAGGGUGUCACAGCUUCUAGACCUGACGGGAAGACAGCCACAGAAACAACAGGUGAAACUGUGCCGCACACAUUCCAGCCUGGGGGCGAGCCCACGGGGACUCUUCAGGUUUGCAUCAAAACGCAGCUAGCCCUAAGGGGACUGGACCUGUGGUGUUUGUGUUGUGUGUGGCGGGGAAAGCCCUCCCCAGGCCCAGAGCCCCGGCUUAUGCAGCAUCCUCGAGCACUUCCAGCCCAGCUGCUUCCCCAGGGAGCGUGUCCCCUCCUCACCUGCCUCGGGUCACGGCUCCAACCCAGCGUUCUGAGCACAGACCCGAGCACACCCCUCAGGCUCCUGCUCAGCCUGGGCCAGAGCCGCAGGGCAGGACAGGCUUCCUGGGUGUCACAGUGGCACACAGGCCGGCAGCCGGGGGCCUCAGCCCAGCGCUUGGCUCUGCCGUGCUUUCCGCAGCAGCAGAUGAGUUCUGUUCCUCCUGAGCCUUGGAGGAAUUUGCUUUUACAACUGGAAUGUGCUUCUCCAUGUCUAACAGAUCAUGUGCGUAAUAGAUCAUUGUGUGUUAUGUUUUCAUCAACACAGCCAUGAAAGAGCUGGACCUCGUAAGAGCCCCAGGAUCAUGAAUAAACGUGUCUGUUAAUAUUUAUUUUUUUUAAUCAAGAUUCUGUGUGCUUCUAAAACUAUUAAAAACAACUUAUAUUUCAUGAA